AUGAUCAAAACAUUACGGAUUAACAACAUUAUUCCAGCGAAUAGGAAUCAUCCAUGGAUACAUUAUAAUGUAAUGGUUAAAAUUAUUCGAUCAAUUACGAAUGAAACUAAUCGAACGGUUCAUCAAACAUCAUCAAAUGGAUCCAAAACAUUUAAACAUAGCGACAAAGUUUCGGCAAUACCACAUCCAAUAUCAAAGUUAAGAUUAUUCAACUAUGCUAUAAAUGAAAAUGAAACUGAAUAUGAAAAACGAUUACGUGAACGUAGAAUACAGAUACAAAAUUUUAAUCAUGAAUAUUGGUCAAAAAUUAAUACCGAAUUCAAUCAGAAAAAGAAGAAUUAUAUUGAAAAUGAAUUAAAAAAUCGUCAUUCAGAAAUUGAUUACAAUUCUACACAAACACAUGAAGAAUUGGCACAAUUUUAUAAAAAAUUUCUUGAUGAUAAUCAUCAACGAUAUAUUGGUUAUAAUUCUCAAUGGUAUCGAAACAAUUUGAAUCUAUUAUGGCAUUCAUUCAUUGUAUCAAUCAUACGAUUAGGUCGCCGUUUCGGUAGAAAUAAACAUCAAAUGAAAUGAAAUGAAAGAUCAUCAAAAUGAUCAUUCACCAAAUUUUUUUUUCACUAUAGUCUCAACGUUAAUUUUUUUUUCAUAUAAUUAAAAUUUGUUAAUACUAAUACUAAUACUUUUUUUCAGAAACAUAUUCUUAUUUUAUUGCUUAUCACUUAUAAAUUACGAUGAUCAAUGUAUAAAUGUGUAUGUAAUCAUCAUUUCAAAUUAAAUUACACGAAUUGAAACAACGACGAAAAAAAAUUCUGUUUAUCGACACAACCGA
This is a messenger RNA of Dermatophagoides farinae (American house dust mite), 829 nucleotides long. It is a transcript of the gene Coa8, whose product is annotated as Cytochrome c oxidase assembly factor 8. Gene Ontology annotation, cellular component: mitochondrion. Gene Ontology annotation, biological process: intrinsic apoptotic signaling pathway. The record is from RefSeq and is a predicted model, not a curated record. Lineage: Eukaryota; Metazoa; Arthropoda; Arachnida; Sarcoptiformes; Pyroglyphidae.